AUGGAAAAGUCAUUUGCCAGCCUACUUCGCCAUUCUCGCCUGGCAUCCUAUGAUAGAACGAUAGAACAAGUGUACAAAAUACCCAAACAAUGUAAAAAUAUUGGCGAUUGGGGAUUAAAACGCAACCUGCCUACUGUGAUCCGAACACCACAUGUCAUCAUUAAAGCACUGGAUACAGCUGAACAUCAAACACCAUGGGUCUCUGGUGAGAGCAAAGUGUUAUUCUUGAAGCGCUGGAAAGAAAAUUUCCCCAAUUCUCAUAAACCUGCUCCUCGAUCGGAAGAAGUUUAUUACAAUAUAGCCAGUAUGACCCCUGCAGAGUUCAAACGGUUCUUGAGAAGCAUUGAAAAGAAGGCACCUGCUUUCAGGGAAGCAUUGGCGAAGAAAGAAGCUGUGCCUGAACAGGUAUUUGAAUAUCUUAAAGUCAAUGUCACCAAGAAUGAGACUUCCAAAGGCGAUGGUGUGGUCGGACCUACUUACUCUGAGUACACAGUCGAAUGGGAUUACCCUGUCGAAGGUCGUAUACUCAACAUGCUCAGAAGCUUUGAUGGCCAUGCGGUCGGUAUUGGAGGUGUUGUGGCUCAUUUGCCCAGACGACACACACUUGGACUUCGAACAGCUGUAGACAGAGGUGUGCGUACGUUCUAUGUUCAGGAAGCAGAGAUAGACGAGGAAGGUAAACCCAGAGUGGUUGUUACGCCUAAACGUAAAUCAGCCCCCCUAUCGGUCGCUUUGUUGAAUGGUCAUGAAUCUGAAGAGUCAGUCGAUCCUAAUACAACAAUGACAGCUGAAGAUAUGUUCAAUACUCAAUCUCGUACUCGCCGUCGCCCAAUCAGCCGCCCUCAAUCAGAAGACAACAUCAAGCCUAAUCCUGAACAUAAGGACUUGAUGUCACGUAUAUCAACCUUAUUAGAAAAUAGCCACAAGAAAGAGGAAAGUGAAUAA
Messenger RNA from Rhizopus microsporus ATCC 52813, 945 nucleotides. RefSeq lists its product as uncharacterized. The record is from RefSeq and is a predicted model, not a curated record. Bases 1 to 945 code for a protein of 314 amino acids. The transcript has a single exon. Lineage: Eukaryota; Fungi; Mucoromycota; Mucoromycetes; Mucorales; Rhizopodaceae.